Molecule: messenger RNA, 601 nt
Organism: Nylanderia fulva
Lineage: Eukaryota; Metazoa; Arthropoda; Insecta; Hymenoptera; Formicidae
Source: RefSeq, a predicted model, not a curated record
AUGGUGAAUCUGAAGGAAGGCGUGCACAUCAUCUAUGAUAUAUUUCUAUUCAUCGGUAUAAUGAUAAUUCACAUUACUGAGACCGUGAUAUUAACACUAAUUCCUCUCAAAUAUCGAGCAAAAUCUAUUAAGGAUGAAAUUGCUCUCGUUACUGGUGGUGCGAGCGGAGUUGGCAAAUUAAUCGCGAUUAAGCUUGCCAAACUUGGUGCACAUGUAAUUAUCUGGGACAUCAACAAAAAUGGUCUUACGGAAAUUGCGGAGGAAAUAAGGAUAGCUGGUGGAAAAUGUUACACAUAUUAUUGCGACAUUGCUGACAAAAAAGAAGUAUAUCGCAUUGCGAAAGUAGUACAAAUCGAAGUCGGAAAUGUUCCUCGUAGGAUUCCGAUUCAAAUGAGGGGAGAAGUCGAUAAAAUUUUGGAGGAUAUGAGUUCACGUGGAGUGAUUGAGGAGUCAAAUAGUCCAUGGGUUUCUCCUGCUGUCAUGGUUAAAAAGAAGGACGGUUCUAUAAGGUUCUGUGUUGAUUAUAGAAAAUUAAACGAGGUGACUAUUAAGGAUUCUUAUCCCCUUCCCCGAAUUGAUGACAUUCUUGACCAGCUAACAG